AUGGAAACAGGCAACGAAACUUUGGAUUCGGAGGACGGAAAAGAAGACGAAACAACUGACAAUUUGGUUGAAGGUGUUAUUCAGGAUGUGUCGACUGAAGGAGUGGAAGAAACAGUUGGAGAAGUACUGUUCAAAUGUCGGCAACUAAUUACAAUGAUAAGAAAAUCAACGAUGUUAACAGCGUUUGUAAAUGCUACACGUGCUGAAAUUAAUCAAGCGAAAACCAAUAAAAUAACUCGAAAUCUAUCGCUUGAUGUUCGUAACAGGUGGAAUUCUAUCUGCUAUUUACUAGAAACGUUGAUGAUGUUCGGUGACAUACUGAAUGCUUUAUUCAGAGCGAAAACUACAUAUGAUAUAACCACAAGAAAACGAGAAAAACUUACUACGUGUGCACAAUGA
Messenger RNA from Didymodactylos carnosus, 399 nucleotides. The record is from the annotation of a GenBank genome assembly. Lineage: Eukaryota; Metazoa; Rotifera; Eurotatoria; Philodinida; Philodinidae.